AUGGAUCAGGAGCCCACCGCACCGCCGCCGCCGAGUGUCCCGCUCGAAGUCGCGCCCGACGACACACUUGGCGGCAUCGAAGGCUCUCCCAGAGUCUACUCGGAUCCAGAGACCGCCCUCCGCUCGCAUCACCACUCCCAAUCGCUCGACCACGGCCUCGCCAACAGCGUCCACCAGCAGCACAAGUCCGAAGACAUGGAUCGCCAAGCGAGACACGACACUCCGCCAAUCUCGCAGCACCCGCAGUCGAUAUCGCGGCCGCCCUCGGGCCUUUCGGGUGCUGGCGAUAGGCAUGCCACACACUACAGCGACCAUGCCUCAAGGAGCAGCGGCGGUCAGCAAGAGCAGCAGCAGAAUGGCCGGAAUCAGGUAGUCAUCAAGGUCGGCAUGGUGGGCGACGCCCAGAUCGGCAAGACAUCGCUCAUGGUCAAAUACGUCGAGGGCAGCUGGGAUGAGGACUAUAUCCAGACAUUGGGAGUCAACUUCAUGGAGAAGACCAUCAGCAUCCGCAAUACAGAGAUCACCUUCAGCAUAUGGGACUUGGGUGGCCAGAGAGAAUUCGUCAACAUGCUGCCGCUCGUUUGCAACGAUGCCGUCGCCAUACUAUUCAUGUUCGACCUGACCAGGAAAAGCACACUCAACAGCAUCAAGGAGUGGUACAGACAAGGUCGCGGCUUCAACAAGACUGCCAUUCCCGUGCUUGUGGGCACAAAGUACGAUCAUUUUGUCAACUUCCCCAGGGAAGACCAAGAGGAGAUUUCCAACCAGGCUCGGCGGUUUGCCAAGGCUAUGCGCGCCCCUUUGAUUUUCAGCAGCACGAGUCACAGCAUCAACGUGCAAAAGAUUUUCAAGAUCGUGUUGUCGAAAGCCUUUGAUCUUAAGUGCACCAUACCAGAGAUCGAAAACGUCGGCGAACCGCUGUUGCUAUAUCAAGCCUGCUAA
Messenger RNA from Microdochium trichocladiopsis, 942 nucleotides. Its product is annotated as P-loop containing nucleoside triphosphate hydrolase protein. Bases 1 to 942 code for a protein of 313 amino acids. The record is from RefSeq and is a predicted model, not a curated record. Gene Ontology annotation, molecular function: GTPase activity; GTP binding. The transcript is spliced from 3 exons. Gene Ontology annotation, cellular component: spindle pole body. Gene Ontology annotation, biological process: regulation of exit from mitosis. NCBI's taxonomy places the organism in Eukaryota, Fungi, Ascomycota, Sordariomycetes, Xylariales, Microdochiaceae.